AUGGAUGCCAAUACCGGCAUCACUGCCGACGCAGCACCUGCUCCGCGACAGAAGCCGCAACCUGGUGGCGGUCGAAGGAAGGGCACGGCUUGUGCCCGGUGCCGCUCACAGAAGAUCAAAUGCGAUGACGAAACACCAUCGUGCUUGAAUUGUGCUAAGGCUGGGCAGCCGUGCAUCCGAGCGAAUCUCGGGAAUAACCCAGAUGCCAUCAGCUAUAUCACACAGACCGAGGCACGUCUGCGGGCGCUCGAGGAGUCGCUUCGUCGGAUAGCACCCGAGGAGCUGGAGAAAGCUCCUCAGAGUGAGAAUAUCGGGUCCACUGCCGCGGCCAGUCCGUCGACACAGAUUGGACCAAGUGAGCCGCUUGCCCAUGAGGUCGGCUUGCUCUCACUUGCCAACGCCACCGAGCCCAAAUAUAUUGGACCAUCUUCGGGCGUGUCGUUUGCGCGCCUGAUCUUUGCAGCUAUUCCUCAGUCUCAAGGGCUGUCGACGGCCUCCUGGAACUCGCCACAGCAAAAUGUGACUGAAAGCUCGACGAGAGCCGCCUUGAAGCCGGCCCUGCCGUUGCCUCCGGACUGGACCCCAGAAGUGGACCUGCAACACUUCAUCGAUGCCUACUUCGAGACGUGGCAGCCGCUGUAUCCAUUCCUCAACGAAGAUGAUAUUGUAGGAAGCCUUGACGUCUUGUUCACCCGACAAGCUCCCGCUGCCAACUCCCUCCAGAUGCCUCAGCUGCGUGAUAUUGAAGCUUCUCUGUCUCCAUUCCAUGCGGUCCAGCUGUUCCUCGUCGUCGCGUUAGGUGCGCGCAUCCUUGAGGCACGUCUCUUGUCCGAAUUUGAGUCCGCUCGGUAUCUGGCGACGGCCAUGUCCCGACUAGACCGACUUGCGCUGCAUGAUAGCCUCGAGGGUCUGCAGACGAUGCUCUUGUUGACCUUGUCGGGGUUUUGUUUCGAACAUGGGCCUAACGCCUGGUUCCUGAGCCAGAACAUCAUCACGACCUGUCUUGAUCUGGGCUUCCAAAGGCGAUGGCAAGAGCCGCCACCACAAAACGCGUCCCCAGAGGCACUCAGCCAAUAUCAGGUCCGCAGAGAUCUUCGACGAGCAAUAUUCUGGUCGGCCUACUCCAUCGAGAGGAGAUUGGCGGUCGUUCUUGGCCGGCCACUUACAUUGCGUGAUGAGGCAGUCGACGUGCAAUUUCCUGGGAUCGAGAGUGAUACAACUGGUGAAAGUUUGACGGGGCUGGAGUCUUCUUUGAAUUCAGCUAAACGGAUGCGAGUUCAGACGUCACCCUACAAGGCAGCACAUUACUCCUUCCGAUUUGACCAGAUCACGGCAGAGAUCAAGCUGAUGCUCUACCGCGUUGUGAAUAAGCCAGAUGUAUUCCCGUGGCCAACAGACGUCACCGAGUGGCAAGAAAAAUGUCACAAACGCUGCGACGAGCUGUUCGAGAGCCUAAGCAACGACCUAAGAUGGCGAUCCCGCCGGCGCAGCGCCGACGGCAUCGCGCAGAGACUCGAGCUCAAGUACCACCAUUGCCUGAUGCUCCUGCACCGGCCCUCGCCCGCCACGCCGCGGCCGCGCGCCGAGUCGUGGCGGGCGUGCUACGACAGCGCGUCGCAGACGAUCCUCAUCCACUCGGACAUGCACCGCUUCUCCAAGCUGCCGCACACCUGGCUGACGGCCCACACCAUCUUCGUCAGCGGCAUCACCUUCCUCUACUGCCUCUGGGUCAACGCCGCGGUCAAGGAGGGGACCUCGAUGGACGAGUUCAACCGCAUCGCUUCCGCGUGCUCGGCCCUCCUCAAGGUCCUUGGUAAGGCGUGGAGCGUGGCCGCCGACGCGGUGGAGAAGUUCGACAGGCUGGUCGCGCUGACCUCAUCGUCGUGGAACUCGUGGAAGGAGGCGCAGGCGGAGCGGCGCACUGAGAUCGCGGUCGGCGCUUCCCUCGUGUCGCUGGCUCAGGACGGUGCCGUGGCCGAUAGCACCACUGCAGUGAACCAGGCAGACGUCUUCGACGAUGUUGGAGGCUUCAGCCUGGUCGAGCCCGAGUUCUUCCUCACUGAGCUUGGGGACAUGAGCUCGUGGUUUGACUUGGACUGGAUUGGCGAGGGAUUUAAUUUUGACGACAACAGCUAUAAGGAUUCCGGGGCUGAUAUUGCAUACAAUCUGGGUCAGAAGAAGAACCUCGAUGUCAUCACUCCAACGAUUAAUCCCAAUCCCACCAACGAUGGCGACUGGAGCUUUCCAGAUACAGAAGACGGAAUACUGGAAGCCAUCGAUAAAGGGGCGACUCACUUAUGGGCCAAUACCAUCGUGUUUGCCUCACAUCCCUUGCAGAUCUCGGCAUCGAUAGGAAAGCACGCUGAAAGACUCCGUGUUAUUGGCCAGAGCCCAUUGUGCGUUGAUCCAUACGACAACAAGGACUGGGUGAACACCCUCCUGCGGAAAUCGGGCGGUUUCACAAUGCCACGCUCCUGGGACAUACCCGCCGGGUCCAUCCCAAACGCCGACGCCUUCAGAGAACUGCCUUUCCCCGUCGUGGCGAAGCCGAUCCGCGGCCGAGGGAGCCACGGCGGCAAGGUGUGCCGGAGUCCGGAGGAGCUGGCGGCGCAUGCUAAGAGUCUCGCUGACGACGACGCGGCCGUGAUGCUGGAGGAGUUCCUCCAGGGCGAGGAGGCCACGGUCACGGUCAUGCCACCCAACGCGGAGAAGGGAUACUGGGCGCUGCCUCUGGUCUCGCGCUUCAAUCAUCAUUACGGCAUUGCGCCGUAUAAUGGCACCGUCGCUGUCACGGCCAACUCCAGGGUCGUGCCUGAUUGUGACAAGGACCCGAUAUGUGCCCAGGUGCUGAGAGAGUCGGAGCGAGCCGCCGAGCUCCUCGGCGUGACCGCUCCAAUCCGCAUCGACGUGAGACGCUACAGAGAUUCUCCCGAUUCGAGCUUCGCCCUCUUCGAUGUGAAUAUGAAACCGUUCAAUGGUUCAUACCGCGGUGUGGCCGUCAUUGACCCGGAUAGUAUUGCCAACGCGACUCUUGCCAUGUUUCAAGAGGCUGGCGUUCGGGGCUUGCGAGUGAACCUUGAUAGUCAAAACAGCACAGAGGUUUCCGAGAUUGUUCACAAGAAUACAGUCGUGGCGAAACAGAUGGACUGGGUUGUGCAGCUUUACACGCCGCUUUCCUCCCUGGUGUACCUGCACGACUACAUUAUUGACUCCGGCGUCACCUUCGCCUUCGACCACUUCGGGCACACCCUGGUCGGGUCCAAGACCAACGUGAGCAUGAACACAUAUGAUCCAUACCGAACACCAGGCUUCCGGGAGUUGAUCGACCUCGUCCAGAAUAAAAUCAUGUUCGUCAAGAUCUCAGGGCCUUACAGGGACUCUAACCAGGCGCCGCUCUACGAGGACAUGCGCGCUGUGGCUGAGACUCUCAUAAAUGCCGGUCCGGACAUGGUUGUGUAUGGGAGUGACUGGCCGCACACCAAGAGCAAGGAGGGCAAUGACCCGAUUGGGGGACGCCUGAAAGAGCAGGACUUCCAGGUUAUCAACGAUGCUGCCCUGGUCGAGAUCACGAAGGACCGGGCUGGGAGUGAUGCUCAGAUUCAGAGGCUCUUUGUGGACAACCCCAGGCGCCUUUGGCAGUGGUACGAAGACUCGUAG
Messenger RNA from Diaporthe citri, 3657 nucleotides. RefSeq lists its product as uncharacterized. Gene Ontology annotation, biological process: DNA-templated transcription; positive regulation of transcription by RNA polymerase II. The coding region runs from base 1 to 3657 and encodes 1218 amino acids. Lineage: Eukaryota; Fungi; Ascomycota; Sordariomycetes; Diaporthales; Diaporthaceae. The transcript is spliced from 7 exons. Gene Ontology annotation, molecular function: ATP binding; zinc ion binding; D-alanine-D-alanine ligase activity. The record is from RefSeq and is a predicted model, not a curated record.